Messenger RNA from Symbiodinium natans, 738 nucleotides. The record is from the annotation of a GenBank genome assembly. Lineage: Eukaryota; Dinophyceae; Suessiales; Symbiodiniaceae.
AUGCGCCCGUUUGUGCGACCACAGCCAAAGCACGACACCGUGCUGCUCUCAAAGCAUGUCCUCCUUGCCUGGCUCCAGAGAGAUGCUCGUCACAUCGCCACAGCCCUGUCGCAGUCUUGGCCCGAUGCCAAGGAGAACGCGAGCGUGGCCCGUGCCCUGCUGCAGUUCGACUUGGAUGCUGAUGGCGUGCUCUCGGGCUUCGAGGUCUCGCGGGCUGCUCAGCAAGCAGGCGUGGCUGGCGAGGAUAUCCCGAGGCUGCUUCAACACCUCGGCAUCGGCAUCCGAGUCGAUGCUUUGGCGGACCUCCUCCUGGGACACGCUGCCACCGCUGCGCCACCGGCUCCAGCCUUGGCGCCUCGCCUACCACCACCCAAGCCCACUCCAUUCCAGACUUCAUUGACUUCAUGGCCAGGCAGAUUCCUGCAGGUGUUGGAAGAUGCGAAGAAAGCACAAGCGGAUCAGAAAGCGCAACUCCUUCAAUUCCUGCAUCAUCAAAGUUGUCUGGGAGUCAACCGUGAGCAAAAUGAGACGGAUGCUGUCGCUUGCUGCUUGUCCUUGGCUGCACGGGACCUCUAUGGCAUCACAGACAACUUUGGUUCAACAGCGUUGGUACUCGCUUGCAGAUAUGGGAUGGAGCAACUAUCGCAGGUUAUUCUGACCACCGGAGCUUUGUCUGAGGACCUCGCUUUCAUGAAUCUACACAUGUUGCACGCCUCGAGCUCGUGUCUGGAAGCCUGA